Messenger RNA from Strigops habroptila (Kakapo), 2292 nucleotides. RefSeq names its product alpha-1-antitrypsin-like. The record is from RefSeq and is a predicted model, not a curated record. The transcript has 4 exons. Gene Ontology annotation, biological process: negative regulation of endopeptidase activity. Bases 1 to 1278 code for a protein of 425 amino acids. Gene Ontology annotation, molecular function: serine-type endopeptidase inhibitor activity. Lineage: Eukaryota; Metazoa; Chordata; Aves; Psittaciformes; Psittacidae.
AUGAAGUCUGCAUUGAAUUUAUGUUUGUUGCUUCUUGCACUUCAAGUCCAGGGUCAAUAUAUCUUUGACCUCAGUGACAAACAGCGAAAACAAAAAAUACCCUAUUCCCCAGACCACUCCCAGGCUGAAGAUGAAAACCUGGCUCACGUGAAGAUAGCCCCCAGCAAUGCUGACUUUGCAUUUAGCUUUUACAAGCAGGCCAGAGAGGAGGCAGGCAACAAGAACAUUUUCUUCUCUCCUUUGAGCAUCUCCACGGCCUUUGCAAUGCUCUCCCUGGGGGCCAGAUCAAACACACUGAAUCAGCUGCACAAAGGUCUCGCCUUCAACCUGACAGAUAUGGAGGAGCCAGAGAUCCAUAAGGGAUUUCAGCAUGUCCUCCAGCUGCUGAAUGACCCUCGCCGAGAAGUCCAGUUGAACAUGGGCAAUACCCUGUUCAUAAGCGACCAACUGAAAUUGCUCCCAAAAUUUUUGGAUGACGUCACAUAUUUUUAUUAUUCUGAAGCUAUUUCUAGUAACUUCCAGAAUUCUCUGGAGGCUAUAAAGGAAAUCAAUAAGUACAUAGACACAAAAACCCAUGGGAAAAUUGUUGAUUUACUCAAGAGUCUUGAUUCAGACACUGUAAUGGUUCUGGUUAACUACAUUUUCUUUAAAGGCUACUGGGAAAAACCUUUCAACAAUUUGUACACCAGAGAUGAUGACUUCUUGUUGGAUGCCAAUAAUUCCGUUAAGGUCAAAAUGAUGCAUCAAAACAAAGGCUUUAAUAUCCACAGGGAUGAGAAUUUGUCUUGCUGGGUAGUAGAAAUCCCAUACAAAGGAAGUGCUACUUCAUUGUUCAUUCUGCCUGAUGAAGGGACAAUGCAGCAAGUGGAGGAUGCUCUACUAAAAGAAACAGUGUAUAACUGGAUGCAAUCACUUAAAAAAAGAAAAAUCUACCUGGACCUUCCAAAGUUUUCCAUCUCCAGUGCCUAUGAUGUCAAGAGCCUGUUUGAGAAAAUGGGUGUGACAGAAUUGUUCAGUGACCAGGCUGAUCUCUCUGGAGCGGCAGUAAAAACUCUUCUGAAGGUUUCCAAAGUAAUUCACAAGGCCGUGGUGGAUGUUAGUGAGAAUGGCACAGAGGCUGCUGCAGUGACCUUGAUAGAAGUGGUACCAUUGUCUGCGGAGUUUCCUCCUCCUCCUCACAUCAGAUUCAACAGGCCCUUCCUGAUGAUGAUUAUUGACAAAAUCACCCAUGGCAUCCUUUUCAUGGGGAAAAUUGUGAACCCAGCUAAGGAAGACUAGGCCAGAGCACUUGUACCCCCCAGUGCAGAGAAGAGAGCUUGCGCACAUCUCAGGGACUUCUUUGCAAAAAGGGACUAGAAUUGAUCCAUAAUUAACAAAUAAAUAAAUAUUACAUGAAGUUACUCUUCACUUACAAACAGACAGUUGGGGAAAAGCAUGAGUGGGACAUGUUUAUAAAAUGACCCAGGCCAAACAGGCAGCAGUGGGAUCUUCAACAGACAAACAUUUCCUUACCUCACUCAUCUCUGGUGCCACAGUCCCUCGCAUGCAGAUAAACCUUCCUCCUCCUGGCUGAGAAACUCCCUAUGUCUUCCAUUUUCUCCAUAUCAAGUCCUCAGUUCAGAAACCACAGAUCUAUCCCCUUCAGCUGAGAAACCAUCUUUUCACUUCCUCUCGUUCCACUGUGAAUCUCAGAAGUGUCUUUUAUUUCUGAAGUCCUUGCAGGGCUCAGUGGCUAAGAAAGGAAACAGAAACACAGACCUUUAGUCAACCUAUUCACACACCUAUAACACACCUAAAGGUUUGCUUAAUGCAAAAUAUUUUCUCUAUAGUCAUCCCCUUGUCUCCAGAUUCUAAAGAAAGAAAACCAGCAAUGCUUGAAAAGUGCUAAUGGAAAAUCUUAGUCAGCUAUACCUGUCUAACUCCUUUUCCCUCUCAGGAAAAGAAAAUCAAUUGUUUCAGCAGUGCUUGAAGGGGCAAACCUCAGCUGCUGGAGCCAAGCCAAGGAUUUCAGCUCUGCACAGAGCUGCCAAAUUGCAAGUCUGUUUAUCCACAACUACUAAUACAGCUUGCACAGUCAUUGCUCCCCUGCUUUUGGAGUGGUGAGGUUUAGGUGAGCAGUUAACUGUGCACUAUUUGGGAGAUGUUAGAAGAAAGGCACAAAUGAGAGUAAAUAGGAAACUCUUUAUUUACAUAAUUUCUUCCCUCCCCACCUGUCCACUUCUGGAAAAUGAAAAUCAGGAACAAUCCCAGUCUUUUUUAUUAGUAGUAAAUAUUCGAUAUCUGAAACAGAAA